CAAUUCAAACUCUUCGUCCCUAGGCCUUAGAAGUACACGUCCACAUAUUGUCCACUAUUGGCUAUAAUCUUUAAAUAAAUUAACCCUUUCUUCUCUACCAUACACACCAUUUACCAGUAGAGCUUCAUCAAGAAAAAAAAUGGAGGAGAAAAAUAGAGGGCACUUUUUGGUGUUGGCAUAUCCAGGUCAAGGUCACAUCAAUCCCAUGCUUCAAUUCUCCAAGCUAUUGCAACAUCAAGGGGUGAGAAUAACCUUGGUUACCACUCUUUUCUACCUCAAGAACUUGCAAAAAGUGCCUCCUUCAAUUGCACUUGAAACGAUUUCUGAUGGGUAUGAUGAAAAUGGGCCUAACGAAGCUGGAAGCUCUAAGGUCUAUUUAGAUAAAUUUUGGCAAGUUGGGCCAAAGAGUUUUGGGGAUCUUCUUGAGAAACUUGGUGCAUUAGGGAACCAUGUUGAUUGUGUUAUUUAUGAUUCAUUCUUUCCUUGGGCAGUAGAUGUUGCCAAGAAAUUUGGGAUAGUUGCAACUGCUUAUCUCACUCAAAAUAUGGCUGUCAAUAAUAUAUACUAUCAUCUUCACUUGGGAGAGCUUAAAGCACCUCUCACACAACAUGAGAUUUCCCUUCCUAUGUUGCCCAAACUUCAUCAUGAGGACAUGCCUUCUUUCUUCUUUACCUAUGUAGAAGAUCCAACUUUGCUUAAUUUCGUAGUGGAUCAGUUCUCCAAUAUCCACAAAGCUGAUUGGAUCCUAUGCAAUACAUUCUAUGAGCUGGAUAUAGAGAUUGUAGAUUGGAUCACGAAGAUUUGGCCAAAAUUUAGGACCAUAGGACCAAACAUACCAUUGAAGUUCUUGGAUAAGCGAUAUGAAGAUGAUCAAGAUUAUGGGGUUGCAGAAUUCAAGAGUGAAGAAUGCAUAGAAUGGUUAGACGAUAAGCCAAAAGGGUCUGUUGUUUAUGUAUCCUUUGGGAGUAUAGCUUACUUUGGAGAAGAGCAAAUGAAGGAACUAGCUUAUGCUUUGAGAGAGUGUUCAAAUCACUUCUUAUGGGUAGUUAGAGCCUCUGAAGAGAUUAAGCUUCCCAAAGAUUUUGAAAAGAAAUCAGAGAAGGGUUUGGUGGUGACAUGGUGCUCUCAGCUAAAAGUUUUAGCCCAUGAAGCAAUAGGAUGCUUUGUAACACAUUGUGGUUGGAAUUCAACAUUAGAAACUUUGUGCUUAGGAGUCCCAACAAUUGGAAUACCAUUUUGGUCAGAUCAAAACACAAAUGCAAAGCUUAUGGUAGAUGUUUGGAAAAUGGGAAUCAGAGCUCCAAUGGAUGAAAACAAAAUUGUACGAGGUGAAGCACUAAAGCGUUGUAUAAGGGAAAUAAUGGAGAGUGAAAGAGGCAAAGAGAUGAAGAGCAAUGCAAUUCAAUGGAAGACUUUGGCUGCAAAAGCUGUUAGUGAAGGUGGAAGUUCUUACAAAAAUAUUAUAGAAUUUUUGAGUAACUUGUUCCCUUCACAUACUUGAUGCUCUCAAUUUCAAUUUCAAUUUACUUUCAUGAACCUGGGUGGAUUAUUAUAAUUAAGAAUGUCCUUUAUCAGAAAAUAAUAUAAAAUAAAGAUUGUCAAUUCCUC
Molecule: messenger RNA, 1608 nt
Organism: Abrus precatorius (Indian licorice)
Lineage: Eukaryota; Viridiplantae; Streptophyta; Magnoliopsida; Fabales; Fabaceae
Product: UDP-glycosyltransferase 74G1-like
Exons: 2
Coding region: 140-1501 (453 amino acids)
Molecular function (GO): UDP-glycosyltransferase activity
Source: RefSeq, a predicted model, not a curated record